Clarias gariepinus (North African catfish) is the source of this 1881-nucleotide messenger RNA. RefSeq names its product tripartite motif containing 35-12 (gene trim35-12). The record is from RefSeq and is a predicted model, not a curated record. The transcript has 6 exons. Bases 80 to 1633 code for a protein of 517 amino acids. Lineage: Eukaryota; Metazoa; Chordata; Actinopteri; Siluriformes; Clariidae. Gene Ontology annotation, molecular function: zinc ion binding; protein binding.
UUGGAGACGCAUAUAUAUAUAUAAAGUUUGCGUUCAAUCAGAAGUGACUUCUGGGAUUUACAGCCCAAACUACUGAGCAAUGCCUUUACGAGGAAGAGCUUUCUCUCAGCCUGGAAAAGACGGUGUGCUCCUGAACCCCAAAGUAGCGGUGGUUCUAGCUCCCCGAUCUCUGUCUUCCAGCUCCCGCUCGGUCGUAGAGGACCAUCUGUCAUGUCCAGUCUGCUGCGAGAUCUUCGCGGACCCCGUGGUCCUACGUUGCAGCCACAGCUUCUGUCGCACCUGCCUGAACAAGUUCUGGAGCAAGAAGUCGCCCAAGCGCGAGUGUCCUGUGUGCCGGAAAAGGUGCUCACUGACCGAGCCCACCCUCAGCCUCGUGCUCAAGAACGUGUGUGAAACGCUGGUGCAGGAACAGAAGGGAUUAAACACUCCGCCCUCGUCGCCUGGCACCACCGCCAAGUCGAUGGACUUGUGUCCUACUCACAGAGAGGCACUCAAGCUCUUCUGCCACGAUGACGAGGAGCUGCUGUGCUGCGUGUGUCACACCUCCAAGAAGCACCAAGGCCACCGUGUGUCCCCCAUGGAGGAAGCGGCGCAAGACCUUAAGGGGGAGUUGAAGAGGGAGGUGGUGCCAAUGAAGAAAAGUCUCAGACGGCUUUACGAAGCCAAGCAGGAGCGUGAGGACACCAUCGUGCACAUCAAGAACCAACGGCAGCAAGCGGAGAAACAGAUCAGAGAGGAAUUUGCAGAGAUCAGGCAGUUCCUGGAAAAACAGGAGUUGGCGAGGAUCGCUCUCCUGGCUGAGGAAGAGGAAGAGAAGUUGCUUUUAAUGAAGAAAAACACAGACAGGCUCUUGCGGGAUAUUCUUAUGUUCUCUCACGCAGUCAGAACCAUAGAUGAAGAAAUCUCUUACAGUGACCCUGUGUUCUUGAAGCACUACAAAAAUAUAAAAAAGAGGACGGAUUUAACCUUUAAUGAACCCGAGAAAGUUCCAGCUGCUCUCAUCAACGUGGCGAAACACGUGAGCUCUCUGAAGUUCAGCUUGUGGGAGAAAAUGCAGGCCAUGGUGGAAUACACUCCGGUAACUCUGGACGCAAACACGGCCUACCCAUGUCUGACCCUGUGUAAAAACCUGAUCCAGGUCAACAACAGCGGCACGAUGCAGAAGCUUCCUGACAACCCCGAGCGCUUCGACCACUUCGUCUUUGUGUUGGGGUCAGAGGGCUUCAACUCAGGACGACACAGCUGGGAAGUGGAGGUGAAGGACAACAACGACUGGGUCAUCGGCGUGGUGAAGGAGUCCAUACCCAGGAAGGGGAAAGUCUCUGGAGGUCCAGAGGCAGGCUUCUGGACCAUCGCUCUAUCAGAUGGCGUUUACACAGCCAUGACGUCUCCACCAACGCGGCUGGACCUGACAGGCCAUCUUGAGAGAGUGCGCGUGAAGCUGGAUUACGAGGCCGGGGAGGUGAGUUUCUCCAACCCUCUGAACCUGAAGCCCGUCUACACCUUCAACGUACACUUUACUGGAAAGAUAUUCCCUUUCUUCUGCCCCGGCGCCAACAUCAACGGCAGCAACCCGGGUCCUUUAAAGAUUUGCCCUUUUAAAGUAGCUGUGUGGAACAGCGCCAACUGGUGACCGACUGGUGACUAGACAUAAUAUUCAUGUAUUUGUUCUUAUGUACAUUGUAAUCAGAGUCAAAGUCGAUCUUAUUUUAUUCAUGUUGUGAAUACUAACCAAUAAACAAUAUUUAUAAAAACUAUAGUGUUUUUAACACAGAGCAAGAAUAAAAUUUUACUUAGUUGUUAAGCACACAGCUUUAAACUUCUAUCAGGAUUCGCCUCAUACUGUAGCUUUGGCAAGAGUAAUCAAAUUUUUUUUUUUAA